This is a messenger RNA of Rhincodon typus (whale shark), 4190 nucleotides long. RefSeq names its product inositol polyphosphate-5-phosphatase E (gene inpp5e). The coding region runs from base 2019 to 3980 and encodes 653 amino acids. Lineage: Eukaryota; Metazoa; Chordata; Chondrichthyes; Orectolobiformes; Rhincodontidae. The transcript is spliced from 12 exons. Gene Ontology annotation, molecular function: phosphatase activity. Gene Ontology annotation, biological process: phosphatidylinositol dephosphorylation. The record is from RefSeq and is a predicted model, not a curated record.
UGUUUAGCAUGAACUAUUGUUUAUCACAAAUAAAUCAUUCUGACCACAGGAAAACAAAGACAUGAAUUAUCAACCGAUAACUCUAAUAGAUUAAACUCUGCCCCCCUCCUAAACUGCUACACACAUGUGCAGACCUUUGCAAACAAAUAAGCAUGGAUGUUACAAGAUGGAGUAAAAGGUACUAGGGAAAUACAGUUCAAUAGCACCAAUCCCUUUGUUUCUCCCAAGUUCCUGCUGAGCGCCAAUCUUCUUAUUUCCAGAUUCUUACAAUUCUUUGCUGAAGCAGAGCAAUUGACAUAUUAAUUAUUUUUCAUUCACUAGUUAGAUGCAACAGAUUAUAGCAACUGAUGGAAGAGAUUAGCAAUAUUUCCAUUUUUGGUUACUUUGCAUCUUAGAUGGAGGCUUUUGCCUCUAAUGUUCACGUACAAUCUGUCUGCCUGCCCAGGAACUAAUCGGAGAGUUGUUGUCAUGCUGAUGACUGUGGCCUGUAUAGUUGGUCCUGCUUUCACAAGCCAAACAGCAGUUUGUCUCUGGGUAAAGCUUGCUCUGCAGACUCCCACAGUGCCAGGGUUUCUUAGACAUCUUCCCCUACUGCUUGAACAAAACAACAAUUUAAACACAACUCCCAAUGAGUUCCAGUAACUUGUUUUUAAAAGUGUAGCAACUCCUUCCACAGUCUUCGAUGUAAAGCAACCCAUUUUCACAUUUUGAUCCACAAUCCAAAAUUUAAAAGUUUUUUAAAAAAAUGUGGUACUGAAGCAGCCUGUGUUAAAGGCACUAAGAUGUGGGCAGCAUUCAAGCUUGGGCUCAUAUGUGGUAUGUAACAUGUGUGCUACACAGGGCAAUCUCCAGCAAGGAAAGGAUCUGACAAUUGUUCCUUGGCAACUCCAUGGCUGAAACGCCUGUUAUCAACAUGAGGAUUGUCAUUGAGCAGAAACUAAACUGCACCAGUCAUAUAAAACUGGCCUUUUUUAGGAAGAGGGCUCCAGAAUUUCCACUCCCCUUUGUAUGAAGAACUGCUUUCUCAUAUCACCCUCAAUGGUCUGGCCUUAACUUUAAGAUACUGUCUCUUUGUUAUUGAUCCCACCACCCCAACCCAGGGAGGUAACUAUUGCUUUGUUUUUACUCUGUCAAAUCUUAUCCCUAGAGACUGUCCACAUUGAGCAGUGAGCAAACAUGUUCAAACUAAACUCGGCUCCAGUCACAUUUCAAAAUAAAUUGAUGCUUCGAUCUGCCACAUUGAGUUCAUAAUGUCAGUUUGACAAGGCGGUAUUCCAGGGGUAACUGAGCCACUUACUCCUCGGGAUCUUGUUUCAACGCUGCAUGCUGGCUCAAUGUAAAUCUGGUGUAAUGAACUGCAACUGAAAACCUGAUUUGAGCUGCAUCAUAAAAUAUAAAAAGAGUGAAGAUUAAUUCCUUUUAUCUCUGAUUGCUUGGCCUGAACAGCUUUCCUGGAAAUUAACUAUGCUGUACUGUCAGUGUAGUGGUGCUUUGUGUUUGACAGGCUUCUCUGUCCUUUUUGUGUCUAACAGGUUUUGUGAGUGAUUCGUUUUUCUUCACACGUGAUGUUAGACAGCAAGCAUCUCAGCUGAACCUGGAAGCACAUAUGAAGGCAGACACACGCACACUAACCCUCGCAUUCACUAAGUUCCUGUGAUCCUGAAAUGGUUGACACUAGAAACGCGGCACCCUGGUCACUGUCAAAGGCUGUAGGAAGCUGUCUGGACGAACUUCUCUCUAUGAUGUCCUUCAGCCGGGUCUACUGUCACUAUGGAGACACUGCAAGGAUGCCAAGAGGUUCUGGAUUGUGGCCUCUCCAGUAGAGUUUUGAGACACCAUUCAGGAGCUAUUUCACAUCCUUCUGAUCCCACCUCCUUUUCUCUGUGGAAGUGAAAGAAUGAGGCAGUCUGCUGGCAACAGGAACUGGACACUUUUAAAGGUUUUUUCUGACCUAGGAAAGUUGUUCAAGACCGCUCACUCUCAGCCGUUUUUGCCACCGAAGGUGAAGUUGGUCGAGAAUGAAUGAUCAGAUCAAACUGGCAUCCUGUGGUGCCUGGAAUGUGUCCUCCAGCACUGGCACAGCUGCUGGACAGCCCCGAAGUCUCGAGACUGAGAGGCGCCAAUUGCAAGAACAGGAGGAGCCCGGGCCCUUUCUCAGCGACACUUGGAAAUGCCCCCCUGAGGAACUGGGCCACGGUGUCCAAGGGCUGGAAAUGUCGAUAGUACCACGACCCCCUGUGAGGCCCAAGCCAUGCCGGCACAGUAAGCAACGGCACCUGCGCUCAGUGGAAGGGAGAGCUGCUGGCCGCAUACUGAGGAGCAGGAGCAGUGAGGAGAGCUCCUCAGAGCCUGUUGACACAGACUCCUCCUGUGGGUCCCUGUACGGUGCUGAUCUCUCAGGCUCCCCCAUGCAGUGUCUCCAGGGCAAGUCAGUGGUAACUCCUCAGAGGCCCCUGCCCAGUAGCAGCAGCAGUAGUAGUAGUAGUUUGCGGGAGUGCGACACCAGUGAGUCAGCCGGGAGUACAACAGAAUAUCAUAAUGGACCAGUCCACACAGACUCCCAGGCCAGGAGUAAUCACCCUGAUAUUAAAACAGUAUCCUCAGCCAAUCGGAAGCUGCCUCCUGUGGCACCCACCAAACCCCUCCCUCCAAUGGUCAUUAACCUGGACUCACCAGUACUAAGGACCAGUAAUCGGAUUGACCAGGAUUAUGUGGAUUACAUGCAUGUGACUCAGUCAGUAUCGAGCCAGCACAGCAAUCUCCCCAACCUGAACGAAGGAACUGAGGAUAACGGAUCCUCAUUCUUCAUGAAUUCUCCCAGCAGUGUCUUGUUUCCUGUCCGUUCAGAGGAUCUUCGGAAAAGGAGUUAUCUGGAGGGCAGUCUCCUGGCCAGUGGAGCUCUGCUGGGAGCCAGUGAAUUGGAUCGUUAUUUCCCUGACCGAAGAGUGCGAGUGUUUAUCACCACCUGGAAUAUGCAAGGCGAGAAGCCCCCUGACAAACUAGAUGACCUUCUCCUGCCCUAUGACUCUCAAUACAUCCAGGACUUGUAUGUCAUCGGUACUCAGGAAGGAAUCCCAGACAGGAGAGAGUGGGAGAUCUGUCUGCAGGAGACCCUGGGGCCUCACUUUGUGCUGCUAUACUCUGCAAUGCAUGGAGUCCUCCAUCUCUCUCUGUUCAUCAGGAGAGACCUCAUCUGGUUUUGCUCAGAAGUAGAACAGGCAACAGUGACAACUCGUAUUGUCUCCCAGAUCAAGACAAAAGGAGCCGUAGCAAUCUCAUUCACAUUUUUUGGGACGUCCUUCCUCUUUAUUACUUCUCACUUCACCUCUGGACAAGGGAAGGUUUAUGAGAGGAUGCUGGACUACAAUAAAACAAUAGAAGCCCUGGAACUUCCACGGGUUGUGCCUGACACCAACAUCUACAAAUCUGACCCCUAUGAUGUGACAACCCGAUUUGAUCAGGUUUUCUGGUUUGGUGACUUUAACUUCCGCCUGGAUGUGAAGCGAGCAGUGAUCGAUGAGCUUCUACACAACAAGAACAAGGACAGUCUCCGCUCCAUUCUGCAUUAUGAUGAGCUAACCAAAAAGCUACAGGAGGGCUCGAUUUUUAAAGGGUUCAAAGAAGCUGAAAUAAGUUUUCUUCCAACCUACAAGUUUGACAUUGGAUGUGAUGUUUAUGACAGUAGUGCCAAACAGAGGACUCCUUCCUACACGGACCGCAUUAUAUACAAGAGCCGGCAGAAAGGGGACAUAUUCGUACUUAAAUAUGGGAGCUGCACUUCAAUCAAAACCUCAGAUCACAGGCCUGUCUAUGCCUACUUUCAAGUGAGGUUGCGACCUGGAAGAGAUAACAUCCCACUGUGUGCCGGUCAGUUUUACAGAGAUAUCUACAAAGAGGGAAUAAAAAGACGAUUUAUGAGGGAGCAGAAGAGACGAGCGUUCUGGAACCAGAGGAACAGCACCAUCUGCAGUGUGUCCUGAUAGAGCUGGACGUAAACGGGGAGCUUCCUUAACCAGCCCGGUUCCUGCAUCAGUGGAGGUAGUGGGCAGAGAAUCAGACUGCACACAGAGUGCUGAUCACGAGAGCAAAGUUCCUGGCUCAGGAUCCAUGCCAAGAUGUUUUUCAAUAAAACUGUCUGUCAGGAAGGGUGCCACGUAACCCACUUAUAAAGAGCAAGACUGUGCACGUAA